Mandrillus leucophaeus (drill) is the source of this 2049-nucleotide messenger RNA. Its product is annotated as olfactory receptor 56B1. Gene Ontology annotation, molecular function: G protein-coupled receptor activity; olfactory receptor activity. Gene Ontology annotation, cellular component: membrane. Gene Ontology annotation, biological process: G protein-coupled receptor signaling pathway. The record is from RefSeq and is a predicted model, not a curated record. NCBI's taxonomy places the organism in Eukaryota, Metazoa, Chordata, Mammalia, Primates, Cercopithecidae.
GGUGAUUCCAACCUGUGAUAACUGAGAACAAUACAAAUAGAGAUUUGAAAUUCAUGUUGAAUCAUGAAUCAUAUGUCUGCAUCUCUCAAAGUCUCCAAUAGCUCCAAAUUCCAGGUCUCUGAGUUUAUCCUGCUGGGAUUCCCAGGUAUUCACAGCUGGCAGCACUGGCUAUCUCUGCCCCUGGCACUACUGUAUCUCUCAGCACUUGGUGCAAAUACCCUCAUCCUCCUCAUCAUCUGGCAGAACGCUUCUUUGCAGCAGCCCAUGUACCUUUUCCUUGGCAUCCUCUCUGUGGUUGACAUGGGUCUGGCCACUACUAUCACGCUUAAGAACCUGGCCAUCUUCUGGUUUGAUGCCAAGGUCAUUAGCCUCCCUGAGUGCUUUGCUCAGAUUUAUGCCAUUCACUUCUUUGUGGGCAUGGAGUCUGGUAUCUUCCUCUGCAUGGUUUUUGAUAGAUAUGUGGCUAUUUGUCACCCUCUUCGCUAUCCAUCCGUUGUCACCAGUUCCUUAAUCUUAAAAGCUAACCUGUUCAUGGUGCUGAGAAAUGGCUUAUUUGUCAUCCCGGUGCUUGUGCUUGCAGUGCAGCAUGACUAUUGCUCCAGGAAUGAAAUUGAACACUGCCUGUGCUCUAACCUUGGGGUCAGCCUGGCUUGUGAUAACAGGAGGCCAAACAGCAUUUGCCAGUUUGUCCUGGCAUGGCUUGGAAUGGGGAGUGAUCUAAGUCUUAUUAUACUGUCAUAUAUUUUGAUUCUGUACUCUGUACUUAGACUGAACUCAGUUGAAGCUGCAGCCAAGGCCCUGAGCACUUGUAGUUCACAUCUUACCCUCAUCCUUUUCUUUUACACUAUUGUUGUAGUAAUUUCAGUAACUCAUCUGACAGAGAUGAGGGCUACUUUGAUUCCAGUUCUACUUAAUGUGUUGCACAACAUCAUCCCCCCUUCCCUCAACCCUAUAGUUUAUGCACUUCAGACCAAAGAACUUAGGGCAGCCUUCCAAAAGGUGCUCUUUGCUCUUACAAAAGAAAUAAGAUCCUAGAGACCUUCUCCGUGAUGUCCAUAAACCUCAGCUUCUCCUAAACUGGAUAGUAAAAUUUCAAAGAGGAUAAACAAGUAAGUGCAUACCUUUGGGAUUCCCUUUUUAUAUUUGUAUGUAAAUAAUUGUGAAAGCUUCAGAAAAGAUACAAAAAAUCACAGUAGCCUAAAAUAUUGACAAAACCUAAAUAUAUAAAUAUAUUUAAGAAUAUGGAAGAAUUUUCUGCCAAACCAAAUUGGAUUUAAAGAACUUAAUGAUUUAUCUAUCUCAUAAAAUAAAAAUGAAUACAAUCACACACCCACACAUACACACACACACAUACAUUCAAUCAGAGAAAUGAGUGAUUGGGACAUGAAUUAUAGGUCAUGCUUACACAUCGUUAGCUGUAACUUGGGAGCAAAGUCAGUCUCCCUGAACAAGCAUUACUCCAGUAAUAUGGAAUAUAGAGGCCGGAAAAGAAAGCAAUUCAGACAAAUAAAGUCAAAUCAGAAAAUGAUGAGGAUUUAGGUGGACUAUGAGAUGACUCAGCUUGGACAGACAGAACCCAAAAGGUUCAUCUAGCUAGAAGGAUCUGGUGCUUGUGCCAUUUGCCUCCCCAGAUUUGCUCUCUGUCCUUUGUGCACUGCUCUGUAAACUGGAGGGCUGACUUUCACAUAUUGUAAGCCCAAACUCCUUUGUCUUUUGGUGUUUAGUUGAAUUGAGCCAAUGUGAUGCCGUGACAGAUUAUAGUUCAAGAGGAGAGAGCAUUUGGGCUAUUUAUUAUUCUACUUCCAGCAUGCUUUGACAUUGGGGUUCUCACUGGAUGUGUCCCUUCUCUGGUCACCCACCUGCUACAACUACAACUCUUAGGGAAAUAUAGUAACAGGCUUGUCUUGCCUUCUUUCUUCAGGCCAAGGGGCUGAUAAAGGCUUCCUGAUAGUAGUCUCUGAGUGCCCAGCAUGCAUUAUUUUUUCAAUAUCCAGUUUUAUUUUCUUAAAACAACCUACUACUCAAUAAUACCUUCAUUAAAUUGUCUUC